AUGGAGCCUCCCAACGAACGUACAAUACUCAUAGCUAUUCUCGUAAUCACGAGCAUAUCCACUCUUUUCUGUCUCAUUGGCUUGGCAACACCGGGAUGGUAUCACGCUAAUAUAUUUUCCUUUGGUCAUUCAUCAACUGCUGGUUUAUCUGUAAUUUCUUUGAUUCUACUUAUUGGCUGUAUUAUUGCAGCGAUUAUUAUACUAACAAAGGUCGUAAAAUAUGAACAUUUACCAAUUAUAUUCGUUACAUUAUUAAUAGUCACUUCAAUAUUUUUAUUGGCAACAUUCGGAUCAUUUUUUGGUGCUUUAUCUUAUUCAUACAAUUUAAUGCUAACUUCAUUUGCAUUUACAUAUUUAUCAUCACUUCUUGGCGUGUAUUGGCUGAGUAGCGCUCAAUCUAACGGACAGAAGAGUAUCGCACCUACAACUCAAAAACGACAACCAAACGAAUUCUAA
Rotaria socialis is the source of this 456-nucleotide messenger RNA. NCBI's taxonomy places the organism in Eukaryota, Metazoa, Rotifera, Eurotatoria, Philodinida, Philodinidae. The record is from the annotation of a GenBank genome assembly.